AUGGCAGGUCGUUUUGUGCGCGCGUCGAAAUAUCGACAUAUCUUUGGUAAAUCAUCGAAGAAGGAAGCAUGUUACGAGAACUUACAUAUCAGUCGCAAUGCAUGGGAUACCAAUUUAAUCAAGGCCAAUCCUGAAUAUCUUUCGGUCAAUUGGGAAUCCAGUGGUGGAGGCGCAUUCGCUGUUAUUCCUUUGAAUGAAAAGGGACGUCUGCCAGAACAGAUUCCAUUGUUUCGAGGUCAUACUGGACCGGUUCUUGAUACGGAUUGGAACCCUUUCAACGAUCGCAUUAUCGCUUCUGGAUCUGAUGAUGGAAAGGUAUUUAUAUGGGAGGUUCCCGAAGAUUUUUCCCUUUACCAGGAUUCUGAGGAACCUGUCGAUGUUGCGCCUAUCAGCAAAUUGGCAGGACAUUCUAGGAAAGUUGGACAAGUUCUAUUUAACCCCGCCGCGAACAAUAUCCUCGCAUCUGCAUCUGGCGAUUACACCGUUAAGCUAUGGGACGUAGGCACUGGGAAAGCAGCUUUGACCUUGAAGCAUGGAGAUAUUGUACAAAGUUUAUCAUGGAGCGCAAACGGAGCUCUUAUGGCCACGACCUCUCGAGACAAGAAGUUGCGUAUUUGGGAUACUAGACAGGAAAGGCCCACACAUGAAGGACCUGGACAUACCGGAGCAAAGAAUAGCAGAGUUGUAUGGAUGGGAGAACACAAUCGCGUGGCUACUACCGGAUUCUCCAAGAUGAGUGAUCGACAACUGGCUUUGUGGGAUGUUGGUAACGCCAAACAACCAAUUGGCGGCUUCACCGUUUUGGACUCAAUCUCGGGGGUUUGCAUGCCAUUCUGGGAUGAUGGAACACAAUGUUUGUAUUUGGCAGGCAAAGGUGACGGUAAUAUUCGAUACUUCGAAUAUGAGAAUGACAAAUUCGAAUUCUUGUCGGAAUAUAAGUCUAGUGAUCAACAACGUGGUAUCGCAUUCCUUCCAAGACGUGGUAUUAACCUUCACGAGAACGAAGUUAUGAAGGGAUUCAAAACCGUCAACGACCAAUAUGUCGAACCUAUUUCUUUUACGGUUCCUCGACGAGCCGAAGUCUUCCAAUCUGAUAUUUACCCACCUGCUAUUGGUUUGAAACCUGCGGUUACUGCUGAAGAAUGGCUCGCUGGUAAAGAUGGAAUUCCUGCCAAGAUCGAUUUGGAAAGUGUAUAUGAAGGAAAUGCCCCAGUUGAGGUACCAUCCGAUUAUAGCCCACCCGUCGCUGCACCGGCGCCAACUCCAUUUUCAACAAAGACCUCCCCACCCAAGGCAGAGCCUGAACCAGCUCCUGUCGCACAAAGAGCACCUCCACCAACUAUGUCCGAGCAAAAGGGUUCUAUUUCUGCCAUGGCCUCUAAAUUCCAAGAUGAUGAAGAGGAAGAAGCCGAUGAUAAUUCUAGUUUCGAGGAAAUUCAAAAGCCAAUUCAAAAGUCAGUUCCAGUUGCAGCAAAGGUAGAACCAAUCAAGAUCGCUCCAACAAAAACCACACCACCAAAAGCAUCUCCCGUGUCUCAAGUAACACCAACAACAUCGUUCGAGCCCGCAGCAAAACCUACCCUAGCCACGAUCCCUACCUCUUCUGGACCUGUUUCCGCCGUUGGUGCCCCUCAAUUAUCUCCAACAAUUGCAGGUGUCGAAGAUUCUCUCGCAGAAAUCAAGAAACUCUUGGAAGCUCAAACCAAAACCAUCACGGCACAAACGGAGAAAAUCGGGCUGUUGACUCAAGAAGUUGAUACAUUAAAGAUGAGGGUAGGUCCUGGUGAUCAAAGCGAAAGAAUUAGACAAUUGGAGUUGGAGUUGGAAGCUGCUAAGUCUUGA
This is a messenger RNA of Sclerotinia borealis F-4128, 1842 nucleotides long. NCBI's taxonomy places the organism in Eukaryota, Fungi, Ascomycota, Leotiomycetes, Helotiales, Sclerotiniaceae. The record is from the annotation of a GenBank genome assembly.